Paramecium tetraurelia is the source of this 1419-nucleotide messenger RNA. RefSeq lists its product as uncharacterized. Gene Ontology annotation, cellular component: membrane. The transcript is spliced from 3 exons. Lineage: Eukaryota; Ciliophora; Oligohymenophorea; Peniculida; Parameciidae. The record is from RefSeq and is a predicted model, not a curated record.
AUGAAAAAAGAGGAAGCUAUGCAUUAAUCCCUGAGGUUCACCUACUUCUUAAUUGGGACAAUCGCCUUUUCGCAAGGCAUUAUGGGUUUAUCUGAUCUCGCGAUUAGCUACAUGCAAAAAGAUGAUUAUAAACAAGAUCCAGCAUAAACCCAAUUUUUCUCAACCAUCAUCAGCUUGCCAUGGAUAGUCAAACCCUUUUGGGGCAUAAUGACAGACACGGUGCCUCUUUUUGGAUAUAGGAGAAAAUCAUAUCUAAUAUUUUUCGGAGUUCUGGGGUUCUUUUGUUGGAAUUUGUUGGCCGAUUACGGCGUGGAAAAUAGAGAAUUUGGAUUGAUUUUAUUGACAGUUAUUAACAUUUGUGUUGCAUUUUGCAAUGUAAUAGGGGAAGCAUUGUUAGUGGAGUAUUCAGGACAUUCUGAUGACGAUACGCAUUAAAAUGAUAAAGCAAGUUAGAAUGUGACAUUUUUCUUCGGAAUGAGAUCAACAGGAACUCUAGUUACAGCAUAUUCAUCUGGUAAACUCUUGUAAUUGUUUGACAAACGCUAUAUUUUUAAAAUAACUUCGAUUUUCCCUCUGAUCUUAGCAGGCAUAGCAGUAUUUGUAAAAGAAAAGAAAUAUUCAAAAGAUGAACCUGAAAAAGACAAAAUUAAAACAGUUGAAUCCCUCAAACUAUUUUCAAAAUUCGUUUCCUAACCAGUAAUUUAUAGACCAAUUUUGUUAAUCAUGGUAUUCAUGUCAUCUCCAUCCAUUUCAACAGCGAUGUUUUAUUUCUACACCAAUGUUCUAUAAUUUGGCCCAGAUUUUAUAGGAGAAUUACGACUUUCCUACUCCAUAUGUUCCAUUCUUAGUGCUUACCUAUUUAAUAGAUUUUUAAGGCAUGUGAAAUUUACUAAGGUUUUUGGUUAUAGCACAUUUGUAUACUGUUUGGUUUCGUGCUAAACAACUUUGCUAGUUACAAGAAAGAAUGUUAAGUUAGGUAUCCCAGAUAGAUUAUUUUGUUUUGGAGAUGGUGUUUUAAAUUAAGUCAUUGGAGAAUUAAACACAAUGCCUGUAUUAGUAUUGGCCUGCAAAAUGUGUCCUAAAAAUAUUGAAGGAACAAUGUAUGCCUUAUUGAUGUCAGCAAUCAACUUUGGAGGGAUGGUAUCCUAAGAAUUAGGAGCAUUGCUCACUUAUUAUGCUGGUGUGACAGAUGAUAACUUUGACAACUUGGCAAGGUUAAUAGUGAUUUGCUCUUUUUGCACAAUGUUGCCAUUACCAUUUUUAGGAAUAAUUAAUGAAGAUCAAAUGGCUAAAGCUAGAGAGAAGCAUUAGUAUGAAUCUCUACCUAAGGAAGAAGACGAAAUUAAUGUUGAAUAAGAAGUUGAAGAGAUAACUGAUACUAAAUGUGCAAACUUAUAAAAUGAACAAUUAUUAAUUUGA